This is a messenger RNA of Stomoxys calcitrans (stable fly), 1161 nucleotides long. RefSeq names its product ubiquinone biosynthesis O-methyltransferase, mitochondrial-like. Lineage: Eukaryota; Metazoa; Arthropoda; Insecta; Diptera; Muscidae. Gene Ontology annotation, molecular function: 2-methoxy-6-polyprenyl-1,4-benzoquinol methyltransferase activity. Gene Ontology annotation, biological process: ubiquinone biosynthetic process. The record is from RefSeq and is a predicted model, not a curated record. Bases 1 to 912 code for a protein of 303 amino acids. The transcript has 6 exons.
AUGUCUGAUCGUUGUCUGCUUCGUGGAUUGAAUCAUAUCAGUGGUGUUAACAAACACUCGCGGGCAUCUCUUGGUAAACGAUGUUUGCAAACAAAGGAAAAGCCUUUGACUCCUUCAUCAGGAGAUGUAGAGACUCCAUCUAUCCAGCCAUUUUCUCUAAGUGAUCAGACGAAGAGCGAAGUGAAACAUCAUUCAAGUUUGGCCAAUUAUUGGUGGAAUCCUUUGGGCCCUUUAAAAGGUCUACACACCUUGAACAAACUAAGAGUCCCCUUUAUAUGUGAGGGUUUAAAGGCCCAGCAUAAGAUAUCAUCUGAAGCGUUGAAUACACCGCAACCUUUAAAAAAUCAAAACAUUUUGGAAAUAGGUUGCGGUGGAGGAAUUCUAACAGAAAAUUUGGCCCAAAUAGGUGCUACUGUAACAGCCUUGGAUUUAAGUGAAGAACUGAUUACUUUGGCUCGACAGCACCUAUCGUUGCAGCAAAACCAUCAACUGGUCAAUCGAGUUAAUUACAAAAUUGAACCCAUAGAACUUCAUGCUAACUAUAGAAAAGAUUAUUAUGAUGCUGUAGUUAUUUCGGAAGUAUUGGAGCAUGUAGACGAUAAACUCGGAUUUCUGACGGCAAGUGUAGAAACUUUGAAGCCAGGAGGGUCCAUGUUUAUAACUACUCUAAACAAAACUAUCUCGAUGUGGAUUGUUGGGGUUUUAAUUGGUGAAUAUAUUCUGCGCAUGAUUCCAAUUGGCACUCAUCAUUAUGGAAAAAUGAUAUCACCUGAGCAAGUUGAACACAUCUUAAAUGCAAUGAAUUGUGAUACUAUACUCGUGAAAGGCAGUUCAUAUAAUUUUUUCCAUAACUCUUGGAGAUGGACCAAAUCCACGACACUGUUUUAUGCCCUGCAUGCCAUAAAGAAUUAAGCUCUUGCCAAUCUUAAUAAAGUGGAAUAUGGGAAACCAACUGGUUGUGGUAAUACAAGUAAUAUCGAUGUUCCUUUAAAAGAUAUUUUGGGUUUAUUAUUGUCUUAACAUAUUUAAAUGCAAAGCUAAUAAGGAAAGGCCAAAGUCAGAGAGAACAAAUUAUAUACAUAAUACCCUACACUACGAAAUGUACUUACUAUUGCUUUAAUUAAAUGAAUCUAUGUUGUAUCCUUCACAGAAAAAAUAUUG